Messenger RNA from Brenthis ino (lesser marbled fritillary), 12690 nucleotides. NCBI's taxonomy places the organism in Eukaryota, Metazoa, Arthropoda, Insecta, Lepidoptera, Nymphalidae. The record is from the annotation of a GenBank genome assembly.
AUGAUGGAGACAGAGCUACCGCCCGGCAGCUGCAAUUCCACCGGCCACCUGUCGACCAUUGGAUGGAAUUUGCCAGGUCGUAUGCACCAUUCGGCGAGUACGCCGGCGGGCGUGGACGGCGGCGCGCGGACGCCUCCCGCCACGCCCAAGAAGGGCGGCAAGAUGCUCGCCGUGCGUGUACAGAUGCUGGACGACUCGAUAUCCAUGUUUCAGAUACAGUCGAAAGCAUUGGGACGAGUGCUUUUUGAUCAAGUCUGUCGACAGUUGCACCUCUUGGAAGCAGACUACUUUGGACUUGAAUAUCAAGAUGCUAAUGGAACUAAGUACUGGUUGGACGUCGAAAAGCCGAUGUGCCGUCAAGUGGGCCUGUCAAUGUUGGAGCCGACUUUGCGGUUUUGCGUCAAGUUCUACACACCGGACCCGGCGCGGCUCGAGGAGGAGUUCACUCGCUAUCUGUUCUGCUUGCAAGUGAAACGGGAUCUGGCGCAGGGAUGUAUACAGUGCAACGAGAACACAGCCGCCUUGAUGGCUAGUUAUAUUGUACAAGCCGAAUGUGGGGAUUUUGUGCCGGAAGACUACCCCGACCACACAUACCUCAGCGGGUACAAGUUCUUCCCCGGACAGGACUCCGAGUCGGAACGGCGGAUUAUGGAAAAUCACAAAAAGCACAUCGGCCAGAGCCCUGCGGAGGCGGAUCUGAAUUUGUUAGAGACGGCGCGGAGAUGCGAACUAUACGGUAUAAAGAUGCACGCAGCGAAGGACCACGAGGGCGUGCCGCUGAACCUGGCGGUGGCGCACAUGGGCAUUGCCGUAUUCCAGCACUUCACCAAGAUCAACACCUUCAGCUGGGCCAAGAUCAGGAAGAUAUCCUUCAAGAGGAAAAAGUUUCUCAUCAAAUUACAUCCUGAGGGAUAUGGCUACCAUCGAGAUGUGGUGGAGUUCUUUUUCGAGGGUCGCAACGAGUGCAAGAACUUCUGGAAGAAGUGUGUGGAAAACCACGGCUUCUUCAGAUGCUCGAGCGUGCCGCGGCUGCCGAGGCACAAGACUCGGGUCAUGUCUAGAGGCUCGUCUUUUAGGUACAGCGGUAAAACACAAAAACAGAUAGUUGAGUUCGUGAGAGACAACUACGUGAAGCGACAAACCUUCCAAAGGUCGGGGUCGUUCCGCACAUCGCGGUCGGCGGGCGGGUCGCGCGGCAACGUGUCCGCGCCCGCGCCCGCGCCCGCGCUGCACGCCAGCGUGUCCGCGCACCCGCUGCUGCCGCUGCCGCCCGGCUCCGACGCGAUUUCCCUGGAGUGGGACAAGCAACCUCACUACCUGGAGGCCUCUCUGAUGAUGAAGGGCUACUCGGCGGAAGAGGCGCGGGCGGCGGCGCGGCGCGACACCGCUCGCCCACGCCCACCAGCUACCGCCUUCGUCUCCACGAGGGAGAGGCUUACAAAACUGUACUACAACCAAAUAGCGGGUCCAGAAGUAGUGACCCAUGCCGAGGUCAAUCAUCAUCCUACGGAGGAUUCGCAUCUGCCUCAUCAGACGACGACACCGUUGACAUCUCCGGAGAGUACGUGGAUAAUGGAUGCGGAGGUCAACGGGCGCGCGCGCGCUCCCACUCCGCCGCCUCGUGGGCGCCCACCAGGUCAGAGCUCGCACACGCACACGCUCACUCACACGCGCGCCCCCUCGCCCCGCACCCCGCCCCGCACACACACCGCCGCCGACUCCCCGCCCCCUAGCAUCUACCCGGACUUCGUCCUCCCUAAACACUCGUCCAGCUUCAACAAGUCGUCCGAGCGGCUCGAGUACGAGCUAUCGCAGAGCAACAUAUACUCGGCGUGCCCGUCCACGCGGUCGUCGCGCUCGGCCGCGUCGCUUGCGCUGGACGCGUCGCCCGCGCGCUCGCCAUCGCCGCCGCGUGCGCGCCCGCGCCGCAGCGCCAGCUGCCGCGACUCGCCCGUCACGCGCUACGACCCGCACUCGCUGUGCUUCGCGCCCGCGCUCGCGCUGCAGCGGCUGGCGGGCCGCGCCUACUCGUGCAGCUUCCCCGGCGCCGCGGGCGAGCCGCGCCUGGACGCGCUAGACGCGCUGGACGCGCCCGCGCGCGCCGGCGGCUCGCAGGAUGACCUCUCGCACGACAGCUACGAGCUGCUCGAGCGCUCGCUGGCCGCCCGCACGCGCUCCUGCUCGCUCGACUCAGGCAACGACCUGCCCUCCGAUGACGAUCAGUCCCUCUCGCAUCUCUCCGAGGCGGAGGAUCAUGAUAUUAACAUUAAUAUAUCGACUAUUAAGUAUAAGAGCGACAACGAUCUACCACUAGAUCCGUUUCUCGUGGACGAUCCGAGGAUUCUGCCGAGGGAGAAGCUCUCGGUUCGGUCUGACGGUAAUUUCUAUAAAGAAAUUAAACGUGCUCUCGGUUCGCGUACUUCUAGUCAAGAAUCUAAAAGUGAUAUUUACGAUUCGAAAUUAUCAAAAAGUAGCGGCGAAUCUAGCAAAAAGUCGCGCGAUAGCGUCUACCAUACAGACAGUAAAAAAUCUCGUGAAACUCUUAAAAGUAAAAGCUCCGAUAGAUCCGGGUCUAGGACUUCUAGUCAAGAUUCUAAAUCAGACUAUUAUGAUUGUAAAAAGAAUCUUUAUGAGCAUGAUGAUAUGAAUUUAAGACGUCGUAGUAUAUCGAGUAUCCAAAACGCUUACAUUGAUCCUUUUGAACCUAUAUCCCCGUCUUCUAGUCCAGAUUCAGGUAAAGAUUACUACGAUCCUCAGCCUACAUUUAUUGGCAUGGAAAAACCAGAAUAUCGGGAAAAGACACUUUUCGAUAAGUCACAUGAGGAUUUGAUAGCUAAUCUAAUAACUUCGCCCAGUUAUUACCACCACCACAUCCCAACCCCGUAUUCCACAUUCCCAAGCAAUAAUAAACAUAAAGAUGCACCUCCUAUACAUUCUGCUAGUUUGCAAAAUGUAGAGUUAGAUCAGUACGCGAACUACUCAGAUCUAAGUCCCGUAAAGAAAACUGAUGAGUUAUCGACGGAGGAAGAAGAUAUGCAGCCGCGCACUACACAUAUUUGGCCCGAAAAAAUUGCCGGCCUCGAAACGGAAAUUGAUAAUAGCAGAUCAUCUAAAAUACAUAACUAUCAACGCCGUCGUUCUUCAGAUACCGUAUUCAGUUUUGACAAAGAAAAAAUUGAAUCGUUAACCCGAUCUAUUAGUAAAGAAAAUGCGCCUUCGCAUCUUGUGAAGGAAUCUUCGAAUGAGUCUGAUGUAAAUGUUCGUAUAUUGCCAGCCAUGGAUAGUAUUGAAUAUGCUAAAAAUAGAGCUAAAGCAUCUGCCAUGCAAUCUGGUACGUCGUCGAUUCUUCAAUCGGAUUUUGAUAAGUCUAUGCGUGGCAAAGUUCAUACUCAUAUUGUUAGGAAAGAAAGCCUCAAAGAAGAACUCAUGGCAAAAACACACUUUGAUGAAUAUAAUCCAAAGUUGAUUCUAGACACAAGUUCUAGCAGUCGUCUUGCAGACACUGCAGUGCCAUAUAUUCAUCCUACAGUGGAAAGAACGAAAAGCGAUCCUAACAGCUUAGCUAAUAGACCUCGUUUUAGCAGUGUUAACUCAAGAAGACAUGUGCUAAUGCAUCAAAAAUCUAUUGAUUUAACCCCCGCAGAGUCAAGUGAUGAGGACUAUAUGUUUCGCCAAAUACCAAGCGCACCUCCUAUCGCUACAAAGCGAUCUCAUUUUGAACUACCUGCCAGACACACUGACAUUGGGCGACCAUCGUUUGAUUUGCCACAAAACUACUUUAAGGAAUUCGAUGCGUUUAAAGCGGGUUUUAAUGAAAGUAAAAAAGUUAUUGAAGAUAGCUACGAUAUUCCCUAUGUUUUACAUAAAAGACAUAUCAUGAACGGGACCGCGCCCUCUCCUCUUGAUGAUAAAAGACCCCCACCUGAUAUCAUAACUUUGCCCCCACAAAAUGGACGUCAUAUAGUGAAUGCACAUCCAAGAUGCAAAUAUCACGAUCACCCGAAAUCGCCACGUUCUCCUAAGUCACCCAAAUCGCCCAAGUCUCCUAAAUCACCUAAAUCACCAAAGUCGCCUAAGUCUCCAAAAUCGCCUAAGUCACCGAAAUCGCCGAGAAAUAGUAUUCAGAGUGAUCAUGUUUCCAAGUUUCUUGAGGUUGAAAAUCGAGACUUCUUGUUUACUCAAAAUAUCGAUCUAUCUAAAGUCGAUCCUGUUACUCUAGAAGUAGACAAAAGUGGUCAGCUACAGCAUUUACCGAGUCCAAAAAGAGAUAUUACAAAAUCUUUGGAUUCUGCUUUACUUGAAACACUAAAUUCUAAACUGAGCCAGAUAGAAAGUGACUCAGCCACAAGUUCCAAAACAGAUAGUAUGAGACAAGAGCCUGCUUAUUCUCAUGAUAUAAAAUUUGCAAUAAAUGGAAGAAACGUUCAACAACCACCUAUUUGUAAAGAACCCAAGCCACUCACUGCAGCUGAAAAAUUACGUGCCGAUAUUAAGUCCAAAUCUGAAAAAUUGCCGACUAAGAGAAUUCCAAAAGGACGUGGGACUAGUAAAAAAGGAGUUGGUGGUAAAGUCAAGACAAAAAAUAAUAACAAAAUCAGAAUUACUUCAUUCUCAUCAGAUGAUGAAAGUGUCGAUUCAGAUGAUGUUUUUGGAACUACGGAAGCUGCACCAAAGUUGGAGUUUUCCCCUCCGCAGUCACGUAAAGAUUUAGAACCCAUUCUUCAACUAGAAUACGAUAAAAUUACUUCUGGUGCUUGGCAUAGAGGUCAAACAAUGAGUUCAACAGAAAUAGAGGGUUCGCCGCCACAGUGUCGGAAAUUAGCCGAAUUAGAGGCAAAAUAUAAUCCACAGGUUUUAGAAAGUGUGAGCGGUAAUGCUACUGAGUUGAGACGUAUUUCAGAACGAUCAAUUUCAAUUCCUAGCUCAGAAGAUGACGUUGUUGCAAAACUACCUGAAAUAAAACAAGUUAGCAAAGAAAGUUCUACUUGGGAAUAUAAUGAAAAUAUUCCUUCACCGAUACUUGAGAGCACCGAGUUUUUAAAAUCAGAUGAGGAACAUCUCGUUGACAUGGAAAUUCAAAAAGUCACUGGAAUACAAACGGAUGAUAAAAGUGAUUUACAAGCCGACAAAAAAGACUUGACGAAACUUGACGUAAAAAAGAGUUUACGUGAUGAAUUAAUUUCACCUAUGUUGCGGAAAACUGGUGGAACUCCAAUAUUAUUUGCUCAUGCGAGAUUAAAUCUUUCUGAAGGUUCUGUCUUCUCACUGCAACGUCAAAAGGCCACUCUGGAGUCACCAACAGCAAGUCGCAGAGCUAAAAGCUUAGAUACUCCUGUCAUUCAAUUGCAUAGAUUACCCCCAAUGAAUGCAUUUUCUUCGAAAGAUGACACAGUUGAAGAUAUCAAUGAGGAAGGAGAUAUUUUGGAAGAAAAACCUUUAAUAGAAGACAAAUUAUCAAAAGGUAAGAAAGACACUAUUGAUAAAAUUGAUGAAGUAGAAGAAGAACUAUCUGGAGACCCAGCAAAGUCUGCUAUAAUUGAUAAUGAAGAAAUGAAAUUGUUGGAAGAAUUGGUUGAACAGCGAAGACCUCGUUCAUUUAAACGACAGUAUGAUCUUAGUAAAAUAAUGUCCAAAGCAAAAUCGCCGUCUAGAUCACCACUAAAUAGAUCGCCUAUAUCACGGUCACCAUUGUCAAAAUCUCCUUCGAGGUCACCAACUUCGUCAUUAAAUUCGCCAAGAGGGAGUAUCCGAAAGUUGUCUGAUUUAAGCGAAGACCAAAUUGUGCCAGAUAUUGAAAGAAUAAAGCGAAAAGAAAAGAAAAAGUUGACGUUAAAACCAAAACCAGACGACAAGCAAAAAGUCACAAGUAAAUUGAAUAAGGCAGGAUCAUUAGAUACUAAUGCUACUAAAGUAAGAGCUCUUCAGACUCAAAAAUCCUUGCCAUCUUCCCUUAAAGAACGACCAGAUUUCUUAACUGUACCACCUUUAGAUAUUGCAAGAGCUAAAAGUCAAGAAUUAGAGCAAGCAGCAAAGAAAAUCGCUAAAGAAAAGUCCAAGUCAUUAGAAAAGAUGGAUGUUAAACGAGGAGGUAGUAAAGAAAGAACAAAAUCUCAAGAAGAUAGUGAUACGGAAAUUGCAAAACGCAAGGAAAAACAGCAAAUGUUGUUUGAAGCGGCGUUAAAGCAAACUAAAACGUUAAUAAGUCCAGUUAAAGAUACCUUGCCUCCAUUCCCUCCUCCGGAAGAUAAGAUUUUGGUGAAAACAGAAGGUGAUAAAAUAAUUAUCGAAACGAAAAUAAAUAGCAAGGCAGAAGAUCAUGUUUUUAUAGCAAAAUCACCUAAGAAACUUGAUAAUAAACUAGCAGGGAAACUUAGUAGAAGCUUUGAGGAUCAGAAGACAGGUAAAACAAAUAACAAAAUUAAUAAGAGUAUGGAUGACAAAUCUCAAUCAUUAGAAGAUAAAUUCGAUGACUUGGCUAGUUUGCAAAAGUCACCAAAAACGCUAUCUAAGAAGCAAGAAAUAAAGCAACAAAUAGAAGGUAAAGUUGUUUAUCAAAAAGUUCAUCCGAGUGUUAAGUCAAAAAGUCUGGAGAGAAAAGUUGAUCCACACUUCGAAGCCAAAGUUAAGUCGAAAAGCUUGGAUAGGAAUUAUGUUACACCACCAUCUAGUAUCCAAGAGCCAAUAGCUGAUAAACAUUUUAAACAAGAAGUUGUUACAGUUGACGUUCAUCCAACUGGAAAAGAACAUGUAGAUAAUGUCAUACAAGAACCUGAGCCAAAAGAAACGUCUCCUUCGAAUAGUUAUAAAGAAAAAACUGAAGAUGAUUCUUCGAUCGAAUGGAUAACAAGUUCUCAACAUACUGUCAUUGAAAAUGAUACUCAGACAGUUAUAAUGGAACGAAGAAAAAUAGAAAUCUACAAUAAGCAACGGUUAUCAGAGCUUAAUGAAAGCAGGAGUAGUCAAGAUAUACAUAGCUUAACUGAAGAUAAGAAACCAGAAGUUAUGCGUUUAACUAGCGAGGAAGAGUCAAUUACUGAAGUUAGUGAACUUAAAAUGUCAGAUGAGAGUAAUAUGCUGGGUAUAUCACUUCCUUAUAUUGAUGCAGAUAGCUCAUCAGAUCCAGAUCAAGUGUCUAAAAAAGAAAAAUUGACUAAAUUACACCUCGGCAAAAGUGAUGAUACAGGAUCAGGAAUAACAGGAGAUUAUGACGAAUUGACCGCAGAUACAGAACUUCCAAUUUCAGAUACAUGUUUGAGCAAAAAACCCUUGGAAGCUCAAAGCACAUUUGAAGAAUCAUCUGCUAGUUUAGUAGAAUUUUUGAAAAAUGAAUCAAUGUCUCAGUUACUUUUAGACAAUGAGAAUGAAAGUGAUCCCAAAUUUAAAGAUUUUCCGAAAUCUACAGAUUUAGCAUUAAAAUUCAAGAAUAAAAAUAAAAUAAUUGUUACCCCUCCACAAGAAAAUAGUCCGACAAUUGAAAACAUACCUUUUAUUGACUGUAAUGUCUCUAAAUCUACUCAUAAAUCUGAAUCAGGGGAACAUACUGGUAGCUCAGGCAGUACAAAUGACAUAUCUCCAACAGAACAAAAAAAUGAUCAAAAAGUGCUAUUAUCUGCCAAAUCACGACGAGGUGAGCUUUUAAAACUAAGCGCUGAACGUUCACGAAGUUCAGAAUCAACUUCUUGGACUAGCAUAGAAAAGGACAUUAGCCCAUCAAGUGCAAAUAUUAAAGGAAGUUCAAUUGAUGAUGAGUCUAGUGUAAGCUGUUCGAUCGCAAGACCUUUGGGUAUAUCACAGGACAUUGAAAAACUAAAUAAAAAAGAUAGGGAAUGCUUAGAAGAAUUAAAACAAGCUAUGGAAUAUGGCGAAGAACAUCUUCUUUCUCAGCAUACUAUGUCAAGUGAACAUUCUAAAUCAAACUCCAAAUCUCCUUCUCCUAUACCUGAAAUAGGUAGAAUUGAGAGCCCAAGGAGUCCAUCAAAGUAUGGUACAAGAAAAUCUCCUACUCCAACAUUAGAAAAACAAGGUCAAGUGGAUUCACAAAAAGCACCUACUGACUCGGAAUCUAGUUCUGAAAGUGUUUGUGACAAAACUGUAGAACAACUUUCGAGACCAAGUCAAAGAAAGAGUGCUUUAGAUAAAAUAGGUAAAUGUGUUAUAGAAGAGUCUGAAUCUAGUCAAUCUGCUGGCUCAAAGGCGUCUGAUGUCAAGAAAGAAUUAGAAAAAACUGUAAAAAAAACAAAAAUCGCAAUAACAAUAUCUCAAGAGGAUCAAAAUAUGACAGUUGAUUUUGAUGACGACGGCAAUGUUAUAACUUCUUCAUUUGAACGGGAGCUUAUGAAAAAGAGAGCGCUAAAAGAUGUUGAUCAAAAGAGUUCGUCAAAGUCGAGUAUCGAUACUACAACAACUACACCAUCAAAAGGAUCUCUUAGUGUCGAUGACUCGUCUUCUAGGCGAAAGGCACGACUCGAUGAACAGAAAAGCUCAUCAAAAUCUAGUAUGGACUCUAGGGGAUCUUUAAGUGUGGAAUCGAGAGGAUCUUUCGAAACAACUGAAUCUACUUCUGGUUCUUUAGGAGAAGCUUAUCGUCGCGGCGAAGAACUAAAACCAACAUGGCGACCAUUUUUUGGGGCUUCUGGAAGUGAAAACAGUACAAGUAUAGAAGAGGCUUGGAUUCCUCAAGACCACGAUGGAUACGAAAGUUUGACAAUGAACAAAGAUGCUUUUGAAUAUAAUAAUCAAAGAAUGCUUGAUGAUUUCCAUACAUUUUCUAAAAACCCCCCGCUAUCCGCAAAUACUUCAAAAGAUUCAACGGAAGCUGAUUUUACGGAUGAUCUUAAUGAUUUCCCAGUCAAUUUUCUUUAUCCCGCAACAUCAUCCACUCCGUCAUCAUCGGAUGUUGUUAUUGGAUAUGGCCAGAAUUUUGGCCGGACACUAUCGCGUAUAUCUGAGCGUAGCACAACUUCUGAAAAAACUAGUGCUGAUGAAGAUUCUACUAAAGCUUGUUCUCGCUCUGAAAGUAUUAAUGAGGAGUCGCUAAAUUCUAGUGAUCAUCAAGCAAGUUUAAGUUCGGAUCCACCAAGCAAUGCUAAUGUUGCCUAUAUAUCUGACACAGACAGAAGAACAUCGGCCGAAAUGCCUGACAUUCCUAUUGAUCAAACUAAAAUAAGUGAAAUGUAUGCGGAAUCAAAAAAAGACGUAGAUAAAACUAAUAAUAAGAAAACAGAAAAUGGUGAGAAACAUGAAAGUGGUCAUAAGAAAUCUAAUGCGGCACAGGUUUUGGCUCCAUUUAGACAAUCAUCUGCAAGUGAAAGUCAAGAAUCUGAAGAUUGGCCUUUACCAGAGCUACCACCUCAAGUGGCUAAGAUUGUAGCACCAGAGAUUGCAAGACAAAAGUCUAGCGACAAUGAAGACUUAAACUCUUUUGCGUCAGGUACUUUAGAUACACCUAUAGUUGAAAAUGUCCAUUUUUAUUACAUGAAUAAUGAACCAGAACAAGCUACAAAAGUAACAAUUCGUUCAGAAAGUUCUAAAGGACAUAUAGGAUCUGAUGACGAUAGUGAUACUUUAAACAAUGAUGAUGAAUUAGAAAGAGACGUUCAAGAAUCUAAAUCCGAAAAAUCUACAGAACCAUUAACAGAUACUGUCCAAAAAAGUCCAAAGGUUAUUCCUUACGAUAAAUCAGGCUAUAUGGUAGAACCUCUAGAUAGUCAUGAUGAAUUUACAUGUCUCAAUAAAAGCGUGAUUCCUAAUUAUGACAAAUCUUGUUUGAGUGGAACUUUUAGUAAAGCGUCAUGCUUAAUGGGCGAUGUCGGUACAUGCUGUUCACGAGCGGAAAACAAAUCUUUUAAUACCAAAAGUAACUUAGAGGAUAAGGUUAUUAUAAGUCAGCCUCAAAAAUCACCGACCAACCAUAGUCCUAUAUACGAUGAUGAUCACUUAUAUACCGACGACGUAUUUGGUGGUGACAGUAAAUCUCUUUCUCCUGAUUUUGACAAAGGCUUCCCCCAAAUGGGUGCGCAGAAAUUUUCAUUUGGAUCAAAUAAUUCAGACACGUCAAUUGACGAUUUGCUGUCACAGACUAAUGCUGAAGAAACAGUCAAGGCAGUAACCAAACUCAGUGUUGGCAGUUCAGGAGCAUGUAAAAGAUGUAGUCAUAGCAGUCAUUCUGAAGAAGAAACAAGUUCUUUUGGGACUGAUUUAGACGGAACAGUCAAAAUUGGCUUACCGCAAAAAAAAUGCACUCAUAGUUCUCAUUCAGAAGAUACAUCUAUUUGCUUAAGUAUUUCCGAGUGGUCCACUGGUACUAACACGGUGCGACAAUAUGCUAACCUUUCUGCUUCCGAAAGUAUAUCUGCUGUGUCAUUAGCCAAAAGUGAUAAAUCGGAAAAAGGCACAAUAAAAAAAUAUUCAACAUCUCAGUCAGGGAAGAAGACGGAACAAAUACAAAAAAUGAAUUCUCAAACAGAAGCGAGUUCUAAAAGCAGCAGCCUCGACAAGAGUUCCGAAAAUAUUAAAUAUGACAAAUUGUGCAGCUCUGAAACAACAAUAUCAAGAAAAGUUGAUAGUAGUUCAGGUACAAAAAGUGACAGUACUCUAACUCUAGCUCAGUCUAUAUCUGAGUGGUCUGCGAGUACAAGUCAUACUUUAGUUGCCACGGCGCGAGAAGAUCAACAAGACAACGAGCAAACAAAGUCUGAUAACACUAUUGUAAAAGAAACAUCACCCGUUGAUGAGAAAUAUGAGUCUGACACUGUAGAAGAAACUAAAUUAUCUCCCUCUAAAAGUGAUGCAAAGGAGCCUGUGCUACGAUUAACAGCAGCUUUCACAGGGAAAACAGAAAAAUCGUCUUCAAUAAGUUACAGUGACAAGUCAGAUAAAUCUAGUUCAAGUUCAUUAAGUAGUCUACAAAAACAUACAAAUGGUGUUUUGAGAUUUGACCAAAGGUUGAGAGGAUUUCCAGCUUCUGAAGAUUUAUCUAAAGAACGGUAUCUGAAAGCUCCACCAAAAAGUUUCAGUUAUGACGAGGAAUCUCGCAAACACGUGAGACCAACGACACGAUGCCAAAGCGAAGAUAGUGGCUAUAACAAGCAAUACUUUUUUGGACCACAGCCUGAAAUAGAUAUAGAUAUACCCUCUCAGCUUUAUAGUCAAGAAGAAAAGCAUAGUGAGCGAUAUCAAAGUCAAGAGUUUUCAAAUAUUAUAAGAGAGGAAUCUAGUAGUCAAUUUAUAAGAUCUGACUACAAGCCUUUAGCUAAACACGCUAGUUAUGAUGAUAAAACGUUGUCAAAAAACCAGAUAAAGGAAUAUAAAACGUCUCAGCAGUAUCGCAGUAAACCGAAAAGUUGGUCGUUCCAUGAGCAUUAUUUAUCUUCAUCUGACCUGCCUAUUAUAACAGUUCCAGAGAUACCUUCAGUUCAUAGAGAACUGCAGGAAAAGAAAUCUUUGGAGAGAUCAGGUAAAACCCCCUUAUCUAGAUGCUCACCAUACUAUUCAAGCAGUUUAAGCUCUGAAUCACCUCCUAUACAACCACUGAAGGCGCCGGUAAAAAAAUCGCUCCUUGUUAGAAACUUUUCGUUGAAAAGUCCUCCGAGCGGUAAUGACACUGAUAGCUCCUUAGAUGUUAUAAGAGAUCCUCGUGAAAGAAUGCGAACAUUUAGACGUAAAAAGCAAGUCACAAACACACGUAAAAAACAGGAGAAAAUACAAGACGUAUUAGAGGAAGAUUCAACAAAAAGUCAAUGUUCCUCUGAAAGUGACAAGUACAAAGGAGCUAAAUAUUUGGCAGUCGAUGAUAAUCUCAGAAGAAUGGAGAGUUCAGAGUGUUCUGACAGCUACAUGCCAGAGGUAGAAUCUGGUUCUUCUGAAAUGUCUAAAGGAGACUCCAAAAAUGACGAUAUGCAAGAACAGGCAAGUUACUCUGAAGAUGAGGAACAAUUAAGCUAUGCCAAAUAUAAGACAGCUUCAUAUGAGCUCCAAAAAUUCCCCGUUAAUAUAAAUCCAGUUCAGUUUCAAGGUUUUGGAUCCUCUGUCGAAGAAGAUGAAAUGGGUUUUCCGAGAUUUGACAGAUUAGGUCGAUUGCGACAUCCAUAUCUUGAUUCUCAAGAACCACCUUUCGUACCAGAAGGAAGUCCUCCUAGAUCUUCGUCAUAUUCUAAUAAAAGUAGCCGCCAAUCUUCCUUAAAAAGAAUGAAAUCUACAGGACACUACAAAUCUGAUGAUAAAUCUCUCGGAGAGUCAUCGAGAUCUAAGUUUUAUGAUGAACAAAGUGACAAAGACGAUUCUGAUGAUUAUGCAUAUCCCGUCGAUACUAUAAAAAGGGCUCCUAAAAUAAAUAAAUCUGGAAGUUAUCUCUUUGAACGAGGAGAAACGAUUGCUUAUUCAGAUUCGGAACUACCCCAGGACAAAGAUGAAUACGAAGAGUAUAGGGGUAGUCCAUAUCCUGAACACUAUGAGGAUAUAGAUAUGUUCCAAACCCAAGAGUUUUAUCCGCAAUACGAACAUAGCAACGAACAUAGCGACGGUAACGAAGAGCGCUUUGCUAGAGAUCUCGACCAGCGUUUUAGUUUGAAUAAUGUUGAACGCUUUUAUUCUAGUCAUUAUGUUGAUUCGCAAGCUUCGAGCGAUAGUCCCGAACAAAAGUUUGACGUUUCAACACUCCCACCGCCUUUAUGCUCUGACGACGAGAACGAG